AUGUUACAUUCUGGUUUGGUAUCUGUAACAGAAUCUGAGUUCGUGAAGCUUCUACACUUUUACAUCAAAGCAUUGAAGUCUUAUCAUUUUGUCACGUUUGUUUCAUUUACUCAAAUCAGAAAAAAGCCUUUUCUCAUGAAUAGAACAAACAAAUGUAUGAAGUUACAUAACCAAAUUCCUGAUCAGAUCACCAUGAAGAAUGUGACACAUAUCAAAUCAGGAAUGGGUGUAAGUUUAAAUUUCAAUCAUCUUCAAGUUCAUCUUGGAAAACCUUAA
Clunio marinus is the source of this 276-nucleotide messenger RNA. The record is from the annotation of a GenBank genome assembly. Lineage: Eukaryota; Metazoa; Arthropoda; Insecta; Diptera; Chironomidae.